Messenger RNA from Humulus lupulus (European hop), 966 nucleotides. RefSeq names its product zinc finger BED domain-containing protein RICESLEEPER 2-like. The record is from RefSeq and is a predicted model, not a curated record. Bases 1 to 966 code for a protein of 321 amino acids. The transcript is spliced from 3 exons. NCBI's taxonomy places the organism in Eukaryota, Viridiplantae, Streptophyta, Magnoliopsida, Rosales, Cannabaceae.
AUGAGUGAGAUUGAAAAUCCAACAGAAGACACUCCGUCAACAUAUGGGCAAAUGGAAGAAGGAGCAACAUCAACUACACCUGUAGAACUUGAUUCAGUUCCCCCACCUCCAAAUAAUCAUGAUUCAGAAAUCCAAGAUAAUAUUGAUAAUGAUGAUAAGGGAAAGAGAAAGUUGACUUUCUUUGUUUGGAAUCAUUUCAAGAAGCAAAAAAUCGAUGGAGUUGAGAAGGCUAUUUAUAACUAUUGUCAGAGGAAAUUAGGUGGAGCAAGCAAAAAUGGAACAAGACAUUUACAUGAUCAUUUUAAGAUAUGCCCUCUUAGGAGGAAUCAGGAUAUAAAGCAAUCAAUCUUGAAUCCAAGUAGGAAGAAGGAUGGAAGUACUUCACUAAUUGCUGCCCACACCUUUGAUCAAGAGUUUUCAAGAGAUAAACUUGCUAAGAUGAUCAUUUUGCAUGAGAGGGAUAUAUUGAAGAUAUAUGAGAGUGAGAAGACUAAGACAAAGAAUUCCAUAAGUGACAAUCGUAGUAGAGUUGCAAUCACAACUGGCAUGUGGACAUCAAACAACCAUAAGAGAGGGAAUAUGGUGGUGACUGCACAUUAUAUUGAUGAUUCCUGGAUUUUGCGUAAUCGGAUUAUUAGGUUUAUAUAUGUGCAUGCUCCUCAUACUGCUAAACUUCUGGCAAAAGAGUUGAUGGAGUGUUUGGUUGCAUGGUCUCUUGAACAUAAGUUGUCUACCUUAACUUUAGAUAACUGUAGUGUGAAUAUUGCCAUGAUGGAUCAAAUGAAAGAAAAUUUGAGAAGUGCUACUUUACUUAUGAAAGGAGAAUUAGUUCAUAUGAAAUGUAGUGCACAUAUCUUGAAUUUGAUUGUUCAAGAAGGAUUAGGGGCGAUUCAAAGUGGCAUAGAAACUAUUCGUGAGAGUGUAGAUUUUUGGACUGCCACUCCAAAGAGAGUUGAAAAGUUUUAA